Molecule: messenger RNA, 1064 nt
Organism: Suillus fuscotomentosus
Lineage: Eukaryota; Fungi; Basidiomycota; Agaricomycetes; Boletales; Suillaceae
Exons: 5
Coding region: 1-891 (296 amino acids)
Source: RefSeq, a predicted model, not a curated record
AUGUGGUUUUCUACUUUAGCAUAUGUGACAUUGGCAACUGCCGCAACGCUGCAACCAAUCACUUCGAGAAACAUCGAGGGAAGCGUACGUUCCUCCGAGUCUAACAGAAACAUCAUCGAGGACGUUAAAUUUAGGAAAGGAUGGGGAGCGGUGACACCGCACACGUGGUACGAAUCGCAUUUUCCAGAUACGGGAGAGUCUUUCUGGGACAAAAUUAUAGAGCUCGGUCCAUAUGUCAAGGAUUAUAGUGACGAGCUUUUUCAUCACGCCAUGGAGCUGUAUCCAUCCGAGAAGCUUGCGGAGUUCAAGGAAUCUAUGAUUAACGUCACUGCCACUGCCACUGUACUGCACAAAGUCUGUAGUGACGCUGCAGAAGACAGUGGCGUCUCUCUCUACUCCGUAACAGAAGAACUUGAAGACAUCUUCACUGUCCUAUUCGAAGAGCUUAUGGAGAUGUUCCCGCCACCUAACGAGGCUCCUGGUCAUAACAACCGUACAAUCAUGAUCAGCACGGCCCUUGACCGCAUCGAGCAAAGUUUUUUACAGGUCGCUACCAAGGUCGGAGUCAGCGAAGAAUUGUUGCAAAGUGACUCUAGUUCUCUCAAGCUUGCUGUUCAACAGGUUGCCGUAACCACAGGAGACCUUGUCGAACAGCAUCCCGUCAUCGCCCGUGCACUCUUGCUCAUUGCGAUUGAUAUCUUAUUACCUGAGAUCGAAAUCAGUGGAUGGCUUCUUCCCCAACUUCUCCGUUUGUUCGGAUUUGGACGGCAAGGACCAAUCAAAGGUGGAAUUGCUGCGUGGGUGCAACGUUGGAUAUUUGGUGCCAACAUCCCAGCGGGUAGCUGGUUCUCGGUGCUCCAGCGCCUAGCCAUGAUGAGUACAAAGCUUUAAGUAUCAUUGAAGUUGUUCGGGCUUCAGCAGUCGUUUGUUUCAUGUCAUUGAAAACCUUGGGGGUCUGUUUUUAUGUUUAUACUUAAGAGACGAUUUUUGAUACCUCAAGUGUAUUGCAGAUUAUGCAUUGUAGAUGUCCUUGAGCAUCCAUGAAAUUGAACCUAGGAUCCAAC